UCUGAUGCCGAGGCUGAAGGAGUCUCGCAGCCACGAGUCGUUGCUCAGCCCCGGUAGUGCUGUGGAGGCCGUGGACCUCAGCAUGGAGGAUGAGGUGCUCAUCAAACCUGUUCACAGCUCCAUCCUCGGACAGGACUACUGCUUCGAGGUCACCACUUCAACGGGAACUAAAUGUUUCUCCUGUCGAUCGUCAGCCGAAAGGGACAAAUGGAUGGAGAACCUGAGGAGAGCCGUCCACCCCAACAAGGACAACAGCCGCCGGGUGGAGAACAUGCUGAAGCUGUGGAUCAUCGAAGCCAAGGACCUUCCUGCCAAGAAGAAGUACUUCUGCGAGCUCUGUCUGGACGACGCGCUGUACGCCCGCACCACCUGCAAGCUCAAGACCGACAACGUCUUCUGGGGCGAGCACUUUGAGUUCAACAACCUCCCGGCCGUCAAAAGCAUCACGGCCCACCUCUACAAGGACUCGGACAAGAAGAAGAAGAAAGACAAGAACAACUACAUUGGACUGGUCAACAUCCCCGUCGCCGCGGUGACUGGGAGGCAGUUCAUGGAGAAGUGGUACUCUGUGAGCACGCCGACGCCCAAUAAGGGUAAGACGCCAGGCCCCAUGAUCCGGAUCAAGGCCUGCUACCAGAGCAUGAACAUCCUGCCUAUGGAGAUGUAUAAGGAGUUUGCAGAGUACACCACCAAUAACUACAUGUUGCUGUGCUCUGUGCUGGAGCCUGGCAUCAGUGUGAAGAACAAGGAGGAGAUGGCUUCUGCCCUGGUCCACAUUCUACAGAGCACCGGCAAGGCCAAGGACUUCCUGACUGACCUGAUGAUGUCAGAGGUGGACCGGUGUGGGGAGAACGAGCACCUGAUCUUCAGAGAGAACACCCUGGCCACCAAGGCUAUAGAGGAGUACCUCAAACUGGUGGGGCAGAAGUACCUGCAGGACGCACUUGGUGAGUUUAUCAAGGCGCUGUAUGAGUCAGAUGAGAACUGUGAGGUGGACCCGUCCAAGUGUUCGUCCAAUGACCUGCAGGAGCACCAGAGCAACCUGAAGAUGUGCUGCGAGCUGGCCUUCUGCAAGAUCAUCAACUCCUACUGUGUGUUUCCACGGGAACUGAAGGAGGUGUUUGCGUCGUGGCGACAGGAGUGCAGUAGCCGGGGCCGACCGGACAUCAGCGAGCGUCUGAUCAGUGCGUCUCUGUUCCUGCGCUUCCUGUGUCCGGCCGUUAUGUCACCGUCGCUCUUCAACCUGAUGCAGGAGUACCCUGACGACCGCACCGCACGCACACUCACGCUCAUCGCCAAGGUUACUCAGAACCUGGCCAACUUCACCAAGUUUGGCAGUAAGGAGGAGUACAUGUCCUUUAUGAACCAGUUCCUGGAGCACGAGUGGACCAACAUGCAGCGCUUCCUGCUGGAGAUCUCUAACCCGGAGACCAUCUCUAACACAGCAGGGUUCGAAGGUUACAUCGACCUGGGACGGGAGCUGUCCACCCUGCACAACCUGCUGUCAGAGGUCGUCUCUACCAUGGACCAGACCUCCGCCUCCAAACUGGGGCCUCUACCCAGGAUCCUCCGGGAGGUGAACACAGCGCUGACCAACCCUUCCAGUAUGACCAUGACCACGACCGCUCCGUCCCCCUCUGACCGUACGGGGUCUCCGCCCAACGCCGGGGCAGGCUGCAGCAUCUCCACCGGCCUGCAGAAGAUGGUCAUCGACAAUGACCUCUCAGGGUUGGUGGACUUCACCAGGUUACCCUCCCCGACCCCGGAGAACAAGGACCUAUUCUUCGUCACCAGGAAUUCUGGGAUCCACCCCUCUCCGGCCCGCAGCUCUAGCUACUCCGAGUCCAAUGAACCCGAGCUGGGCAUUGCCAACGGCAGCAAAAGCCUGUCCAUGGUGGACCUCCAGGACCCCCGCAUCUUAGAGAGCGGCCCCUCAGACGGACUGGGAGAGGGCAUCGUUCCUGGGGGAGUGUGGUCGGCCCGGACCCCCCAGGGUAACAUCAUUGGAGGUCCUACACUGAGGAGGCCGGUCCAGAUCCCCACCACCCCUGGGUCGGAGAGCGCCCCAGGCAGGCCGGCUCAGCUUCUAGCCCCCCUGUCCUUCCAGAACCCCGUCUACCAGAUGGCGGUAGGGCUGCCAGUGUCGCCGCGAGGCAUGGCCGACUCAGGCUCCGAGUGCCACAGCUCCCACAGUUCCCAUAGCAACAACGAGGACGGGCUGGGAGGAGGAGGGAAGCACAACACCUUCCUGAACCACGGAGGAGGAGGAGGAGGUGGGGGGAGUAGCGGGGAGGAGUAUGCACGUCGUUCGGGGGAGUUUGUAGGCACGCGGAGGCAGCUGUCACUCACAGAGGCCCAGCCCACCAUGCCCAGACAAAACAACGCCGGCCCCCAGCGCAGGAUAGACCAGCCCCCUCCACAGACCACCGUCACCAGGGGCCGCACGCCGCCCAACCUGCUCAACAGCGGGCCCUACCCGCGCCCCUCCAGCGGCAGCAUGAUGUCAUCAUCGCCCGACUGGCCCGGCAGUGGCGCGCGGCUACGGCAACAGUCGUCGUCAUCAAAAGGAGACAGCCCCGAGACCAAGCAGAGAGCCCAGCACAAACAGGCCCCCUCCCCAAUGAACCCCAAUGCGCUGGACCGUACGGCUGCCUGGCUGUUGAAUAUGAAUGUGCAGUAUGUAGACCAUGAGGGGAUGGACCCCGAGUUCAGAAACAGAGAGGAUCUCACUCAGGCCGAGAAGUACCAGCAGGAGAUCGUGGUCCUCCAGGAGAAGCUGCGUGUGUCGGUCCAGAAGCUGGAGGAGUACGAGGCUCGUCUGAAGGGCCAGGAUGACGGAGGUCCGAAGGUUCUGAUGGAGUACCAGGCACGGCUGGAGGAGUCUGAGGAACGCCUGAGGCGACAGCAGGACGACAAGGACCUCCAGAUGAAGGGUAUUAUCAGCAGGCUAAUGUCUGUGGAAGAGGAGCUGAAGAAAGACCAUAGUGAUAUGCAGGCUGUGGUCGACUCCAAACAGAAGGUCAUUGAUGCACAGGAGAAGCGUAUAGCGUCUCUUGACGCAGCCAACGCCCGUCUGAUGAGUGCUCUGACCCAGCUGAAGGAGCGUUACAGCAUGCAGACCCGUAAUGGCAUCUCCCCGACCAAUCCCACCAAGCUCCAGAUCACUGAGAACGGAGAGUUCAGGAACAGCAGCAACUGCUAGAGAGAGACUGAUAGAGGGUGUGUGUGUGUGUGUGUGUUGGCUGGUGCUUGUAGAGGACACUUCCUUAUAUGGACACUAAACGGGGGUUAGUCUGAGUGAGGAGACCACUGUGAGGGGCCAAGCAGCGAGGAGGCGGGACUUCAGUUUGACAGACAGCUGACCAAGUCAGUGACAGCGAAUCAAUGGACAGAGCUGAACACCAGUGGGCCCUGCAGAGGAGGAGGCGGGACAAGCUGUAGAUAUGAACUGAACGGUCCAUUAAUCAACCGAUUUGGAUGUUUCCAUUGGAUGUAUGCAGUUGCUGGGACAAUUUCAGACUCUCUUCCCUAAAGCUUUGGACAAAUCACUAUAAUCAACACAAUGUCUGUCUGUCAAAUAGUCACCCAAUCCUCUCUCUUCCCGUCUCCUCUGUUUUCCUCUCCUUUCCUGACCUCCUCUCUUCUCUGUUACGACCAGGUCAUGUGGACCGUGUACAAAACAAAACAAUAAUAACAGAAAAAUAAUUUAUAGUAGUGUUAAAUCUCAAAGAAAAGUAUUUUUGUCCAAUGGCUUAUUUAGAUCUUAUCUCGUUCUUUUAAAAACCAAAUAUGAGCUUUGAAAUAUGUUUUUGUCCAGACUGAUAUUCUUGUUUAAGUCCUUGGGUGUGUUCCAAAGUGCCCCGCAAUCCCGUACAAUGAUAAUACUUUUUGGGGGAAUUUUAGUUUGUGGUCAAAAAGACUGUAAAAUCACUAUGAAUUCAGCAAAAAAUGUGUUUAAUUUAGGAAAUCUGUUCCUAAGUAUUCCCAAAAAUAAAAUACAUUUAAUUUUUUUUAAAGACAUA
This is a messenger RNA of Salvelinus namaycush (lake trout), 4022 nucleotides long. RefSeq names its product disabled homolog 2-interacting protein-like. Gene Ontology annotation, biological process: regulation of GTPase activity. The coding region runs from base 5 to 3202 and encodes 1065 amino acids. The record is from RefSeq and is a predicted model, not a curated record. The transcript is spliced from 13 exons. NCBI's taxonomy places the organism in Eukaryota, Metazoa, Chordata, Actinopteri, Salmoniformes, Salmonidae.